AUGAAGUUCACUGCGUCCUUCAUCGCUGUCGCUGCACUCUUCCACGGCACCGCUGCCGCUCCUCAGGACGGUGGAGCUCCCCCCACACCCAACAGCCCAUCGGGGACGUCUGCGACGUCUGCGGUGACCUGGUCCAAACCAUCUACGUCCCCGGUGUAUUCCUCCACCACCUCAACCUACUCAUCUACUACAUCGACCACUUCUCCGUAUACAACCACCUCCGCAACCACGACAUGGUAUCCUUCGAGUACCUCUUCGUGGUAUCCACCGUCCACCUCUUCGAAGCCCUAUCCCUCGUCCAGUUCAUAUCCAGUUCCUUCAUCGUCCCAUUCAUAUCCCCCUCCCCCUUCGGGUAGUGCUACCCCUCCAUACCCGUCAAACUGCCCUCCGAACCCAAAUUCCAAUCCCCUCAUGAUGUCGCUUCCUCUUACAUAUGACAAUACGUACGACAAUGGGUCUGGUUCUAUGAACAGCGUCGCUUGCUCCAAUGGGCCCAAGGGACUUGUGGAACGCUUCCCGACCUUCAGCGAUCUACCCACCUUCCCCUAUAUUGGCGGUGCUUUCGCCGUCGGGUCAUGGAGCUCGCCUAACUGUGGAUCAUGCUGGAGUCUCACCUACCCGCAGACCGGCGUCACGAUCAAGCUGAUCGCUAUUGACACAUCGGGCGUUGGUUUCAACGCCGCUCAGGCGGCAAUGGACAAGUUGACGGGUGGAAAGGCGAACCAGCUUGGUAGGAUCGAAGUCAACGCUUACCAGCUUCCU
Molecule: messenger RNA, 762 nt
Organism: Heterobasidion irregulare TC 32-1
Lineage: Eukaryota; Fungi; Basidiomycota; Agaricomycetes; Russulales; Bondarzewiaceae
Gene: CerPla2
Product: Cerato-platanin
Exons: 1
Source: RefSeq, a predicted model, not a curated record